Messenger RNA from Ophidiomyces ophidiicola, 1050 nucleotides. RefSeq lists its product as uncharacterized. Bases 1 to 1050 code for a protein of 349 amino acids. The record is from RefSeq and is a predicted model, not a curated record. The transcript is spliced from 3 exons. NCBI's taxonomy places the organism in Eukaryota, Fungi, Ascomycota, Eurotiomycetes, Onygenales, Onygenaceae.
AUGUCAGACGCCGAAGUUGAAGUCAAAAAGAAACGCGGGCGCCCAAAGAAAGUCGAAAGUUCGGCGUCAACCGCCAAAGCGACGCCGGCCAAGAAACCCGCCAAAUCAAGCAAAAAAGCACCAGCGGAGCCCAAAGCCACAGCGCGCGCACAGACGGGGAAUAAUCGAGCAGCAGAGGCUCUUAAGGUCAAAGAAAGCCGCCCAAAGGCCGCAUUAUUAAAGCAGGGAGAAAAAGGUGCGAGCGCUGAGCUGAAGACAAACGAGAAAGACUCCACGACGACAUCUCGAAAACCCCGGACUGUGAAGUUAGUCAAGGCAGAGAAAGCAAAGCAAGCCAGUCAAUUGGAGAGUUUUGGCCAUCAAGAGCAGCCAGCCGAAGCAUUGACAGCCGCUGUGAGUUCACAGGCAUCGCAGCAAAAAAGCGCCAUAUCAAAAGCAGACGAGAUCGCGCCAACAGAGCCGGAACGCACGCAGACUGGGCCAAAGUCGCCAGCUCCCACGGCCAUCCAGCAGUCAACAAUCCUCUCCGCCCUACGCGCUACCACCGGCUCUUCUUCUAUCCCUCCUCCUCCUCCUCCUCCUCCCCCCGCUAUUCCUGCAGUCACCGCCAUGCCUCCGCCAAAAACACCCGUCUCCAAUCUCGCCUCCUCAAUCUCGAAAUCCCGGAAGAUACUCCCAGACCCCACGAACAAUGGCUUCAAAGUGGGCCCUGCGACCGGUAAACAGGCCGUUGUUCGAAACCUAGAUGAGAUAACGCGGAUUGGAGCGCAGAGGAGUAUGCCGUCGCAGCCCAGGGCGCAGUACCCUCCUGCACCGGAAGAUAUCAGGAAGACGAAGAAAUACAAAGCUCUGUCGAGAAGAUGGCUAGCUGGAAUGGUUGCGAUGCCAAUUCUAAUAUGUACCAGCUGGGCGUUAUAUGAACGAGUAUUCUACGACAAAACACCUCGGAGCCUUCCAGGAGCGAAUGCCUUCCCCCCCUCGGGGUCUUCGAAUGAAUCGUUCAACUCGUCGGCUUCCACAGAAUCAUCAAGAAAUAGCUCAACAACAUGA